This is a messenger RNA of Arachis stenosperma, 1185 nucleotides long. Its product is annotated as chaperone protein dnaJ 6-like. The record is from RefSeq and is a predicted model, not a curated record. The transcript is spliced from 8 exons. Lineage: Eukaryota; Viridiplantae; Streptophyta; Magnoliopsida; Fabales; Fabaceae. The coding region runs from base 148 to 1002 and encodes 284 amino acids.
GCGAGAAUAAUAAAAGAGCACCCUAAUCCCGAUCCGUCCUUUUCUUCUGUUUUCCCUUUGCGCUUAUUAGUUUUCAUUUUUGUCAUCGCCAAAUCAAAGUUCUUUGAGACCAAGUUACAGUCUUCUACUAACAAAAGGAAAUAAAAAAUGGCGCCAAAGAAUAAGAAGAGAGCUAGGGUUUCCAACGACGAAGAAGAAAUCGAAUAUGAACACCCACACUCCCCUCAGAACAACAACGAAAACACCCUCUAUCAGGUACUUAGUGUAGAGAGAACAGCAUCACAACAGGAAAUAAAGAAGGCUUAUUACAAGUUAGCAUUGAGGCUGCAUCCUGACAAGAACCCUGGUGAUGAGGAAGCUAAAGCAAAAUUUCAGCAACUGCAAAAUAUUAUCUCGAUUCUUGGGGAUGAAGAGAAACGAGCCAUUUAUGAUCAGACUGGUUGUGUUGAUGAUGCUGACCUUGCCGGGGAUGUUGUCCAGAAUCUUCACAACUACUUUAGAACAAUGUACAAGAAGGUCACUGAAGCUGAUAUUGAGGAGUUUGAAGCAAACUAUAGGGGAUCUGACUCAGAGAAAAAUGAUUUGAUUGAUUUGUACAAGAAGUGCAAGGGUCAUAUGAACAGGCUAUUCUGUUCAAUGCUUUGUUCUGAUCCCAAAUUUGAUUCUCACCGAUUCAAGGAUAUUCUUGAUGAGGCCAUAGCAGCUGGAGAACUUAAAGAAACAAAAGCUUAUAAGAAAUGGGCAAAAAGAAUAUCAGAAAUCAAGCCACCAACUAGUCCGUUAAGGAGGAGGGUCAAACCAAGUAAGAAACCAGAAACAGAUCUUUAUGCCAUCAUCUCACAACGUCGAAAUGAGAGAAGAGACAAGUUUGAAUCUAUGUUUUCAUCUCUAGUUUCAAAAUAUGGUGGAAGUAAUGUGCCGGAACCCUCUGAAGAGGAAUUUGAAGCUGCGCAAAGGAAGAUGGAAAGCCGACGUUCCGCAAAGAAAUCAAAGCGGAAAUAACCAACUUAAUGUUUGUAUAGUUUCUUGACUUUCUUCUGAGUAUGAACGUUAAAUUAGGUAAUGCAAGUGGAGAUUGUUAUUUUUUUUUUCCACUGAAGUACCUGAUAGUUUACUUGCAUGUUAAUGUAUCUGCUAAAGAGUGAAGGUUAGCUCCUUUUAAUUUCAAUUUUAAAUUAGAACUGA